Molecule: messenger RNA, 842 nt
Organism: Solea solea (common sole)
Lineage: Eukaryota; Metazoa; Chordata; Actinopteri; Pleuronectiformes; Soleidae
Product: C-C motif chemokine 19-like
Exons: 4
Coding region: 354-713 (119 amino acids)
Biological process (GO): positive regulation of GTPase activity; chemokine-mediated signaling pathway; lymphocyte chemotaxis
Cellular component (GO): extracellular region
Molecular function (GO): chemokine activity; CCR chemokine receptor binding
Source: RefSeq, a predicted model, not a curated record
GGAAGACCCAGAAGGAGGGAAACCGGGUUGAGUUCAAGCUUCUUCUUCAGAACCUUCUGUAUUUCAAACAAGACAUCACUCCAAUAUUUUUGUAUUUUUACACAAGACCAGAAACAGUGAGUAAGAUAUCAUUCAUGUUUUAAUGUUUGGACUGAGGGUCAGCGGGUCACUCUACUUCAACACACACACACACACACACACACACACAUUUCUUAUUUCACUUCCUGAAAUAAAAACUGAAGAAGAAAGCAGAGGAGGGGGAGGGGGCGGAGCCUAGGAAAUUAAAAGUGAAAGAAGUGAACCAAUAAAUAGGGAGACACAGAGUCAGAGAGCUCAGUUCAUCAGUGAAGAACAUGAGUGUGUGUGGGAACAUGAAAGUCUUCAUCUGCUGCUGCAUCAUCUUCAUCAUGAGCUGCUGCACACUGUCGUGGGCUCAGGUUCCCGUCGACUGUUGCCUCAGCGUCAAGAACAAAACUAUUCCCGGUCACAUGAUCGUGAGUCAUCGUCGUCAGUUCAGUGGGCAGGGCUGCGCCAUCGACGCCACCAUUCUGGUGACGAGACGCGGCAGGAACCUGUGUGUCCCCGCCCACGAACCCUGGGUCAAACAGCUGAUCGCACGCGUGGAUCAACGCAACUCAUGCACGAAACACGGUGUGUCAGAGAGAAGAAGAUGUAAACAAAGAAUAAACAACAGCGUCAAAGAGCUUCUGUGAUUCUGGAGGAAACACAUCACAGAAAAACUGUUUUCCAAAAUAAAAGAGUUUGUGUUAAAACUGUGAAGCUAACCAAGCGAAGCUAACUCUUGUAACCCUGCAACAGAUUAACAAAAUAAAAGCAUUUUA